AUGUAUCCAGAGCCUCGAGGUCUAGAUUCCUCCCUCCUCGCUCGAGUCUUUUCACUUUGCACGACAUUUCAAGGCGAUCAGUUUGGCGUCGUCGCUUUCAUGGAGAUUGCCGCCUCUUGUAUCGCGUUUGCGCAAGUCGCCGACAAGACCAUCCGCACUAUUAGGGGCUUCAUCAUUGACUGUAGGGAUGCCCGUACCGACUUGAGCGCCGUCAACCGGGAACUCUUGAAGACUUGCAGUAUCCGGGACGAUAUUCGAGACAUCAUUAAGAAUUGUCUUGAUGCGGCGAAAGACAUUGACGAUGUGCUCGUGGAGCAUCGGGGGAGGUUUGCAGCCGUGAGUUGGGCAGCCACAGGGAAGCAAAAGGUCAACUCACUCAAGGCUGUUCUUGAGGCCCAUCGGCGUGCUUUAAAUCUUGCCGUGGAUACAGUCACUCUGGCCAUGACUAAGAGCAUCAAGAAUGAUACCGAAGACAUUCUAGAGGACACUGCCGAUAUCAAGGCAGAUACAGCCGACAUUAAAGAAGAUGCAACCAAAAUUCUCCAAGAAAUCGCGAGGUUGGAAACACUCAUCAGAAGAAAUAUCCCAGCCCAAAGCAGCAAAAUGUUUCUCCUCAACCGAUACCUGUACGAUCUGACUUCGGUUGCCGGGUCUGUAUGUGGCGACCUUUCUAGACCAGGCACUCCAGAGUCUAUUUCUGAGCGGUCAUCGACUCUCAUUGCUACCGAGACAGCCUCGAACCAUGAUGUGUCGAGAGAACCCGAUGCAAACAAGUUAAAGGCAGAGGAAUACGAGGCCAGCAAUCGACCUUCCACUCCAAAGCCGUCAGCCGCACCAAUGUCGUUACCAGCAUCAAAGCCGUCACCUGUAUCAACGCCAUUAUCAGUACCAACACCACCACCUGUAAGCCCUCAACAUACCGGCGCCGAGAACCACCAAAGACCACAACCAAUGGCUGGCAAGUUUUCGGAGAGGGCUCCGGGGAACCACAUCAAGUCGCUGCCUGUGAGACCUCCCAGCAACCAGCUCAUCAAGCAACAAAGCCAAACAGUGCAGCGCGUGGAGAGGACUCUCCCACAUCCAACCCCUGUCCCUCACCCUAAGAAGGAGCUCGAGGCACGGCCCGCUCAAGAACCAGACCAAAGAUUCACAUUGGCUGGUGACGCUGCCCUUGUGCUCCUCGGGCAAGAAAAAGUCUUUGAAUUUCCUUCCAUGGAGCGGCUGCUUAGCUUCUCACAGGAGAGAGGGCCCGUGACUAACCUUACGACUGACGGAUCCAUCUUCUGGGCUAGGGACAAGAGUAGCGAAAAGUUUGAUAUUUGCAAAACCCUGAUUUUCGAUUGGAUGACGGCCCGUCACAAAGACGAAAAGGAUGGCAUACCCGAUUGUUUGUCCCUCAACGUCUCCUUACCCAUCGACCUGAACCGCGGGCUGUGUCUUCAGCGGCAACAGAUGAGGGCAGGAGUGGUUGGGAAUUUGCACUUGUAUCGAGUCAGAAGGGUUGGAACUGUCCUACCGGGAAUCAGUGUUGAAAAUGUGAUGCUAUCAAAGACACCUGCUGAGGUAGCCCAGUGCGGGUGGAACUUUUCCGAUGAUGGUCGUCACAUCGUCAGCUUCUUCAACCUCCAGAGCAAUCCUGUGGUCGAGACGUGGAACUUCAAAGAUGAUUUAGCUACCGAGGGAGCUCUAUGGCCAAAGUAUCAACAAUCUGAGAAAGACUCCUACUCACUCAAACCCCAUCCUCACCCAAACGGGAAGGCUUGCAACUGUUAUGCCAGCUCCGUCGCAAUGGCAGGCAAUCUGGUGGUCGUUGUCAGCUACGUUUACAAGCCUCAAAUCUCUCCCUUGCUGGAUUAUUUCGUCACAGGCUGGAACCUUGGCACGGGAAGAGUUGUGUUCUGUCACGUACUUGGAACAUGGGAACUGGGAGACAGCUUCCUGGUCAAGCUCUCCCGCGACGCCAAGAUCCUACAGAUCAGCCGGAAGGCCAACGUCGAAGAGGAGGCAGAGUGGAGGGAAUUCCGCGAGUUCAAGUCUGCGUAUCUGCACUCGACCUUGGAGAUUGACGGACCAGAUCUCCGUCUCGUGCAAAACUAUGCGAUAUUUGAUAAUGACGAUGUGAAUGCGUUGGAGAAGGAUAUUGGGCGGACGUUCUUCCUCUCUAUGGUGGAACCUGCGGAGGAGGGGAGGUUGUCGAGCUGGGUCUUUGAUUGUGUUUUCAACCUGAAGAGACUUGACGGCAAGAGGCCAAUCUCUUUCUGUCAAAGAUUUAGACAAGACUCCAGAGUAAUGAAGACGGAUUGA
Molecule: messenger RNA, 2304 nt
Organism: Fusarium vanettenii 77-13-4
Lineage: Eukaryota; Fungi; Ascomycota; Sordariomycetes; Hypocreales; Nectriaceae
Exons: 5
Coding region: 1-2304 (767 amino acids)
Source: RefSeq, a predicted model, not a curated record